AUGGUUUCCGACUCCUCUCUCCAGCAGCUCAAAGACGCGCUUGAAGAGAAGAAUAUACUUAGCUUCGCUCAAGCAGCUGAGGAGCUGGGCGAGUCCGUCAAUAAUGUCAAGUCUUUGUUUCAAGAAAAACACGAAGAAUUUAACGGCGAAGCAUUAUUUUAUCUAUCUGGCAUGUGCAACGAUGCCUUCAAAGUUUCCAUUCUCAACAAGACAUCCAAGGACGCUGCAGUGAAUGAAUACUCGUCGAUUUUCUCGUGUCAUAUCUGGGGCUUCCAAACGAAAGAUUACAACAAGGAAAUGGAUAAUUUCACCUUUUCGGACACUCCACUUUCCCUUGGAAUAAGAUCGAACGAAGUUCCAAAGACGAAAACAGUCAAAAGCUCGCCUCCUGUCGCUGCUCCGAAAAAAACUGAAAUCGACGUAUUCAAAAACACUGGCAAAAAGAAAGAAAACAAGCUCAAAGACAUGCUCUCACAGAAAACGACUGUGAAGAAAGAACCUUCAUCUGAGCCAAAGAAAGAAGCAAAACCAGCUGCGAAGCCAAAAACGAGCAAGAAAACAGACUUCUUCGCCAACGCUAGAGCCAAAGGAAAAGCAGAACAAAAGGUCAAAGAAGAGCCAAAGGAACCCAAAGAAGAAGCCGAAUCUAUUUCUGACUGCGAUGAUCCUAUGGAAAAUCGACAGACACCUCCGAAAGCUGCUAAAAGGGCAUCAAAAGUGUUUGAGACUAAAUCGAAACCGACUAAAAGUAAAAGAACACGGAUCGUGAUGAGCGAUGACAGCGAAGAGGAAAACGAUAAAGCGGACGAAAUGGAAGUCGACGAGGAACCUGCAAGGGAAUCGCCGAAGAAAAAGUCACCAAAGAAGCUGAAAGUGGCUAAAAACCGGCGUCGCGUUGCUUUGGAAUCGGACUCGGAGUCCGACGAUGGAAACAAUAUGGACAAUACUGGCGGGCGUCUUCUUUUUGGUGGAUCUGAUGAUGAGGAGAACCUAGAAGACUCGGUCAAGAACGUAUCGCUCAUGUCUGAGGAUGAAGUAGCAAAGUCCGAUUCAGACGAGGAAAAAGAGAACAAAAAACAGGCAAAGAAGAAGAAAGAAAAGAAAGAAAUCAAGGAAGAGACGCCGGUCACUAAGUUUGGAACGGCCAAAGUCAAGCCGGGAAAAGUCAUGAAGAAAGUUCAGAAGAAGCGCACUUACGUUGAUGAUGAAGGCAACAUGGUGACGGAAAAGUACUACGUAGAGGUCGAAGUAGAUCCAAGCGAGAUCGAGGAAGAGGCGAAAGCAAAACCAGCUCCACAGAAAAUCCAGUCAGCUCCAAAACCAGCGGCGAAGAAAACCGUGGCCAAGCCAAAGCACCAGCCAAGUAUCUCGAGCUUCUUCAUGAAAAAAAAGUAG
This is a messenger RNA of Oikopleura dioica, 1395 nucleotides long. The record is from the annotation of a GenBank genome assembly. NCBI's taxonomy places the organism in Eukaryota, Metazoa, Chordata, Appendicularia, Copelata, Oikopleuridae.